Messenger RNA from Spodoptera frugiperda (fall armyworm), 897 nucleotides. Its product is annotated as dynein regulatory complex protein 8. Bases 129 to 737 code for a protein of 202 amino acids. The transcript has 7 exons. The record is from RefSeq and is a predicted model, not a curated record. Gene Ontology annotation, molecular function: calcium ion binding. Lineage: Eukaryota; Metazoa; Arthropoda; Insecta; Lepidoptera; Noctuidae.
GAAUUAUUGAACAUAGCACUCACAGCAGGUUUAGUUGCUUGGAAACAGAUAAUUAUUAUGAUCUAAUAGUUUGUGCAUAAUUUUACUAUUUUGAUAUUAUUUGCGAAUCUCAUAAAAUUUAAGUUAAAAUGGCACAUAGAAAACAGGAGGAAAAAAUCGUCCCCAACAACGAUUUAGAGAAGAAAAUUAUAGAAGCCUUUGAAGUUUUUGAUCAUUCUGGUAAACAAGUUGUUGAUGUCAGAGAAAUCGGAACGAUUUUGCGAUCUUUAGGAUGUUGCCCCACUGAAGCUGAGGUGCAGGAAGUGAUUUUAGCAACGGAAAAUAAAGAAGCCACGGGAAAUGUUCCACUGAUCAACUUUUUGCCCUACCUGUGCAAAGCUAUGAUCGAACAUAGAUUCUACCCGGCGAGUGCGGAAGUGCUACUGGCAGCUUUUCGAUACUUCGACGAGGAAGGUAGAGGCUAUCUGACUAAGGAACGCUUCACAAAACUUAUGCUAGAGGAAGGAGAGCCCUUUACACAGGAAGAGUUUGACGAGAUGAUGCAAACUGCACUGGACCCGGUCACCGACACCGUCACCUACGAAUACUACAUCAACCAGCUCAUGGUGGCGCAUAAAGAUGUCUACGACCUCGCAGAUUUUUGUGAAGCAGAAAAGAAAAGGAUAGAGGCCGCUCAACCAAAAAAGAGACGAGCCUCUUCAUUACUCCGAGCUGCUGGUGGUGUUCCUGCUACCUAAUUAAAAACGAAUGCUAAUCUUGUAACAUGAAAAUUUUUGGUGGAAGAUGAAGUUGCGGAAACCCAGGAACCACCGAAAUAAAAUACACUAUUCAAUCCAGAAUACUCACAAAAUACUCAAUGUAGAAAGAAAAACUAAAUAAAAACUCAGUUAUUAAGUA